Molecule: messenger RNA, 2653 nt
Organism: Fusarium odoratissimum NRRL 54006
Lineage: Eukaryota; Fungi; Ascomycota; Sordariomycetes; Hypocreales; Nectriaceae
Exons: 3
Coding region: 193-1272 (359 amino acids)
Cellular component (GO): endoplasmic reticulum
Molecular function (GO): misfolded protein binding; protein-folding chaperone binding
Source: RefSeq, a predicted model, not a curated record
CAGUGACAAAGAAAUGGCUUCGGCUUCGCGAUCCUUUGCAACUUCCUUACUACGGCACAAUCUGGCCACAUCAAAUACCAACUUACACAGGUAUUCUCAACCUGGUUUAUGACAAAAAUAUUCUUGCUCUUUAACACAUUCACAUAUAAUUCCGAAACUCACUAAACAUCUACCAAUGAUCCGCUGCCCACCAUGUCUGGCUAUUUGUCUAUGCUAGGUUGGGCCUUUCUCCCAAAUCUUGCAACAGGAUGGCUCCAGUCCAUUUACUAUGGGUUUACCAUUCGCGCCGGCGAUCCCAAGCCUGCCCCUGGCUCUGCCCGCUAUAACUCGCAUCGACGCACCAUACAUAUCCUCGUUGUCGCUGCCUACCUCUGCUACACAAUCUUCGAAGCGGACUAUGAACAGCGCCGUAUAUCCUCAUACUAUGCAGAUCUUGGAGUGCCACUCGAUGCUGCCGAUCGCGAGAUCAAGACGCGCUUCCGCCGCUUGGCUGCCAUGCACCAUCCAGACAAAGCAGGCAAGGACGCUGGCGAUUCUGCCGCCUUCUUCAUGCACCUAAAGGUUGCUAGUGAUACGCUACAGGAUACUGCGAAGAGAUUUGCAUAUGAACGCUUCGGACCUGAGAUUGCACGGUGGCAGAAAUGCGUUACUAUCAGAGAUUAUGUUACUCGUGGCGUCGUCUCAGGCAUCCUGCCUCACUACGUUGUGGCUGCCGCAUCAAUUUACAUUCUGGGCUUAUUUGGCUAUAUGGAGUUUGGUAAAUGCUACCGGUGGCUAGUUCUGAUCGCCCUUUGCGUAUUCGAGCUCCAUACCGUAACACGUCCCGAUUUCCCACCUUUUGUCAAUGCCAUCAACGCCAUCCUCACACAAUUUACAUCUUCGCCACCAUAUCUACCUUUCCAGAUCAUCUCUCUCGCCCGGAGACUCACAAUCACAUUCUACAUUGCUCUCAACCAGAUAGGACCUCUCAUUGCAUUCAUGAUCACGGGGCCAGAAAAAUCCGAGGAGGAGGACGAAAAGGCUAUGAGACAAAGCCUACAUCGACUUGAAAUGUUGACAAAGCAACUUGACGGAGAUGCUGUACGACUGUUGGAUAUGGAAAUGGCUCCCUUUAAGGGCGACACUGAUGCAACGUCCAAUCUACAGGGCAAGAUGAGGGAGUGGCUUGUACAGAAUACUAUUAGAGCAGAUCCUAUGGUUAGAGAUGCUAUGGGAACGUCACUGAGGAAGAGGAGAGUUGAUGCACCGGCAGGUGCAAAAGGUAAUAGAUAGACAACUUUAUCAAUAUCUAUUGUACAUUUUUAGUAAUCACUAGUUAAUCUGUGCUCUAUGCAGACAACUUUAUGAAUAGCACGAAAUACAAAGCACUGCCAAACCCCGUUAUAAAUGACAUCAGAAAUGCAAGUCAUACCCAAGACCACUCUGACUCCAGGUCGUUAGUAUGCGUGUGUUGUAACUAGAAAGGUUAUGCGGUGCCUAUUAUGCUUGCGGGACCGCACUUAAUUGAAAGUUGAGGGCUCAAAGUCGUGAAGCACCUCUUGUCUCGAUGGGGAUGAGACAAAUGCCAAUAAAAGCCGACAAAAUAAGGACUGCAGACAUGAUAAUAGGUGUAGUAGCACCAUCGCCAGGAACGGUAGCGGCAAUGAUGGGUGCCAUAAGGCCAGUAAUGCGGUUCAGGAAGCUGGCCACGCCGGUACCAGCGCCUCGAACAGGAGCAGGGAAUAUCUCAGGCGUGAAGGCGUACAGAACACCGUACAUGAUGUUUUGGGCGAAAGCCUCAACACAAGACAUUAGAAGUUGGGCAGUUGAUGUAGUGCCGUAGAAGACAAAGAGGAAAAGGAACACCGCGGAGAGGAGGGUGGAACUAGCAAGCGUUCCUCGACGACCGAGGAAGGGGGACGGGUGAUCAACGAGGUAUGCAGCGAGAAGAGAACCAGGGACACCCAUGACAGAGGCAAUGGCGUAGUUGCGGUAUGUGUCUGAUGAGAUGGUGUCUGUUUCGGACUGCAUGUUAUCCGAUGCUUCGUUAUGUGCACGAGCAAAGUAUUGAGGAAGGAAGGCAUUGAAAAGGGGAUAUCCCAUGCCAAUCGUAGCCCAGCAGAACCAGAUCAAAGAAGUUGCCAUGCCGAGGGUCUUAUUCUGGAAUAGAGGUCGCAGACGCUCUCCGGAGAAUGACUGGAGCUUCUCGCGGAGGAAACCCAUAGUCGAUGGAGCAGGAAUCUUCUUCUCUGCAACAUGGGCGAGAUCCUCGCCAUCCUCACAAGCAACCAAGUCGAGAAGCUCGGAAGUAAGCCAAGUCUUGGUACCAUUACGGUAUGCCAGACCGUGAAUGACAGCCACUGCCUCAUGUUGGCGACCCUUAUUGAGAAGGAACUUGGGUGACUCGAAGAGAUGAAAGACGAAGAAUCGGACAACAAACAUGGCGAAAGUAACAAUGCCGAUGGUGACAAUGAAGUAUCGCCAACCCUGUUCAACUGGCCAGUUGCCGAUAAAGUACCAUGCAAUUAGAGAUGAGACAAGCUGUCCAAAGGGCCACCAGACGGACAGCAGAGUGAGCAAAGCACUGGAAGCAUCCGGGAGAAAUUCCAGAAAGAGAGCACCAUCAACAGGAAGAUUGCCGCCGACGCCGAAACCAAGGGCACUGAAGAAGAAG